This is a messenger RNA of Zingiber officinale, 1995 nucleotides long. Its product is annotated as RNA polymerase sigma factor sigC-like. Gene Ontology annotation, molecular function: DNA-binding transcription factor activity. The coding region runs from base 30 to 1805 and encodes 591 amino acids. The record is from RefSeq and is a predicted model, not a curated record. The transcript is spliced from 7 exons. Lineage: Eukaryota; Viridiplantae; Streptophyta; Magnoliopsida; Zingiberales; Zingiberaceae. Gene Ontology annotation, biological process: regulation of DNA-templated transcription; DNA-templated transcription initiation.
UUGGUAAUCAGCAAUAGAAGGAAAUAAAAAUGGCGACCCGAAUCCAAUCGCUGUCCUCCAAAGAUAUUUUUGCUUUUUUGCCCCUUCAAGUGGUGGGCACUCGUUGCGAGCUUCAUCUCUGUGCCUCGACUCGGAUGGGGCUCCGCUUCAAGGGACCGCCUUCUUCAAGCUACGCUCCGCCUCUUCUCCUUCUCAGGCCGGACUUAUUCUCCUCUUCUUCCUCUGUAUAUUUGGUCCACACACUGAGAGACAGAGAAGUCUGUGUUAAAUUUGGACUUCUAUUGCACAAUACUGAUGAAGGGAAACUAUCUCAUGGUACCGCGACCUACAAAGCCAAAGCAUGUUCCUUUGGACAAGUGCAAAGUGUUGAACGAAUAAAGGUUAACUUGGAUAACUGCACUUCUAAAAUAUGCCAAGAUGUAGCCAAACAAAUUCUCAAAGGGGAGGAUUCUUCAUUUAUUCAUACAAAUUUGACCCUGAAGACUGCUGCAGAAUUAGCCUUACUAAUGGAAAACAUUGAUAGGAUAGAAGAUCUUAUUGUUGGAGCAGACAUGAUAAGGUUGGAAAAAGACAUUCUGACUCAUUUAAGAAGGCUUGGGGCCAUGAAAUUAUUUACUACCUGUUUCUCCAAGGCCGUCACAGAAACCAUAAUCCGGAGCUCAAACUUGGUGAAUAAGCAUCUUGAUGCAUAUCCCUUUGAGCUUCGCUUUGAUGAGAAAAAGGAUAACAUAGUUGUCCACUCUAACAAAAAGGAGCAAAGAAAAAAGAGAAGAGCACGAAGAUCGGAAAAGGUUUCAAGGAGAUCUGUUUUACAAAUACCAACAGAAUCUGGACACAAAGAUGAAUUAUUUUCAUUACGUAAAAGAGGUCUAGGAAAUUUUGCUGGUCUUUCUGGCUCAAAAAAAAGGGAAGUGAUUGCUAAAAACGAAUCAGAAAUGUCUAUGGGAGUUAAGGAAAUGGCAAAUCUAGAAAAGCUUUGCAAAAAUUUGGAGGAAGACAUGGGAAAACCACCCAGUUUUACGAGGUGGGCAGAAGCAGCAGGGCUCAAUCAGAAGACAUUACGAUCACGUCUUCAAUUUGGAUGGUAUUGCAGAGAUAAGCUUAUAAGGAGUACCCGCUCUCUGGUUAUCUUUGUUGCAAAGAAUUACAGAGGAAUGGGGAUUGCAUUUGAUGAUUUAAUUCAGGCUGGCUAUGUUGGAGUCCUUAAUGGCACAGAAAGAUACGACAUCGAGAAGGGAUAUCGCUUUUCAACCUAUGUACAAUACUGGAUUAGGAAAUCAAUAUUGGCAAUGAUAGCCUCGCAUUCAAGAACAGUAAAAGUGCCUGUAAGAAUGGAAAGCAUGAUCAAUCAAAUACAAAAAGUCAAGCGAAACUUCCAUACCUCAGAAGGAAAAUACCCAAACGAUGAAGAGAUAACAGAGUUAACUGGUCUCUCGCUAGCUUAUGUUAGACUCGCUAGCCAGUGCUCCAAGUCUGUCGGUUCAAUUGAGAAGGAAGUCAGGGAUGGAUGGACCACAACAUUUAUGGAAAUUACAGCAGACACUUCUGUUAAAAGUCCCUAUGAGUUCAUUGGGAAGGAGCAUGCAAGAGAACAAAUCUUAAAUCUUCUCCAAACUUUACAUCCUAGAGAAAGGCAAGUACUAGCUCUUCGAUAUGGUUUAGGAGAUGGGAGAUGCAGAUCGCUUGAAGAGAUUGGAAGGCUUUGCCAUGUUUCAAGGGAAUGGAUUAGAAAAAUAGAGAAAGAAGCUUUGUCAAAGAUCAGAAGCCAAGAAAUGCAAAAACGUUUGUCACAUUACCUUCAAUAGUCAUAUUCUAACCGAGAAUUGUUCUUUCCGGUAGUACUAUUUUACUAGGAUUUUUUCUCUCUUUAUUUAGAACUUUGUAGAUUUUACAUAGGAUAUUUCAUAUGUACAAGAUAAAUUUCUUUUCCAAGGAUGCUAUUCUGUAAAAUAUAUAAGUUUGAUUUGACAAUACUGGAAUUUUUCAUGUUUUCAA